AAGAAGGAAAAAAGAUGCUUUGUAAUAAUAACAACAAUACUUAACUCUUACUGAGAAUGUUCCAUAUGCCAGGCCCUGCAGUAGAGCUUUAUUUUACAACACAAUCCUGUAAGAUUGUCACUCUAAUCCCCAUGUUUCAUAAGAGGAGUUCAAAGUCCAGGGUACUCUCUGCGGAGUGCAGAGCUGAGUGGUGGGACCUAAACAUCCACUUAAAGAACACACAAAUAACCAGACAUCCGAGGAAAACACUAAAAAUGGGGUGAGACAACUGAAGACAAGAAUGAUAGGUUUCACAGAUUCUCCUAGAGCCCAUAUUUUCUACUGGUGAGUGUGGGGUGUGUUUAACUUUGGGUAACUGGAAGGAGAAACAGAGUUGAAGGGUAAGUGGAGAAUCAGUAGUUCUGAACUGUGGAUAGGGGAGUGAGUGGUUAAGAAGUGCUGAGGCCAUUCAGAUCACAGAGUCAUCUGAUUUUAUACCAGAAAAGGGGAUUAGAUUCAGUUCUUUCAUUUUACAGCCCUAGAAACUUAGGCCCAAUAAAGGUUAAGUGAUUUGCCCACAUCAAUUUCAAAUAGCAAGGGAGAAUAUAUGAGGAACCCAUUUCCCUAAACUUCAGUUUCCAAGAGACUCCAGUAUCCCAACCCAGAUUCUGGACAAAGAUGAUAAAAAACUGGUACCAAUUACCUCUAAAGUGAAACUCAGUUAAACCUGAGUGGUACUGUGCAAACUACUACAUAAGACACUCAUCUAUUAUAGAGGAUAUAUUUCAAAGACAGAGUGAUGUAGCGGAGAAGCAUUUCCUGAGGAAAACCAAGAGCCCUUUUCUAUCUCAGGUUUCUUUUUAUUGAAUCUUGAAGCUCAAGUUCAUGGCUUCAUCAAAAGACGCUUCAAAUCCUGAAGUUAGCUCUCACCUGGAGCCGGUGUGUUGUUCUACCCUUUGGCUGGGAACACAGUCACCUGGGAAUCAUUCCAGCAGGUGGCUUCUGAAGUCUAACCUGUUAGGUUGAAAUCUGACACUGACACACACUCCGGGAGCUGCUGGCGGAAAGCUCAACCAGGAACCAGGAAAUGCCCAAGCCUCUUGAUGCAUAAAAACAGCUGGGCUCCCUUGGAGACGGAGUGCCAUGGGAAACCGGGUCUGCUGCGGGGGAAGCUGGAGCUGCCCAUCAACUUUCCAGAAGAAAAAGAAAAGAGGAAGCCAAGCAAGACGGACACUGAAGCCGCAGCCACAACAGCUGCCGCAGAAUGGCCCAAAGGACCAUGAAACAACAGGACAUACGUAUGAGCGGGUGUUACAGCAGCAAGGGUCUCAACAGAGGAGUCCAGGCCUCAUUUCAGAAGACAGCAACUUACAUUAUGCUGACAUUCAAGUGUGCAGCCGUCCCCAGCCACGCUCUGGCCAGGAAGUGAAACAUAUGCAUUUAGAACACGCUACAGAGUAUGCGAUCCUUCGCUUCCCCCAGGCCACACCUCGCUAUGACAGCAAGAACGGGACCCUGGUGUGAGCCUUGGGGAGGCAGACCCAGCCAUGUUAACCACUACUCCUCUGGGGGGGGAAUCUACUGCUUUGGAGAAUUGGGUGGCAACCCUGGGAUGUUGGCCAUGUUUUAAGCUUAAAGAACUCCAGGCCGGGCGCGGUGGUGCACGCCUGUAAUCCCAGCACUUUGGGAGGCCAAGGCGGGCGGAUCACAAGGUCGAGAGAUCGAAACCAUCCUGGCCAACAUGGUGAAACCCUGUCUCAAAAAAAAAAGAACUCCAAAGCCCCUGCAUUGUGGGAGUCCCCAGUUUCUCCUCUGGCUUCUUACUUGCCAUUGUGCGGUUGGAGUUAUAGUUGGUUUAGCUGUGGGUGGAUAGAAUUCCACAUUGAGGUUAGGUGGCGUGUGCAGGGAGGUAGGUCUUCGACUUCAUCUUUGUUGCUCCUGCUCUUGAAAAGCGCAGAAAGAGCAGAUUACCCUAUAAGCACGUGGGCUUAUCUUGUCGGACUUGAAUUAAAUAGUAUCAUUUUUUUCACACACCUUAAACUCCAAAGCUGAAGGGGAGGUGCUCUGGAAAAGCAUUCUGAGCUUUCACACUCAGACACCAGGGCUGGUUUGGGCCAUUUCUUCAGCGGCUGGAUCCGGUUCCAAACCUUAACAGACAAAUGGGGGAAAGGGGCUGAGGCGUGGAGGAAGAGUUCUCCAACCAUGGCCUACAGGACUUCAAGUCACUGAGACCGACAGCACAGCGAGGGCCGGAAACUUCCCUCGGCGGGACUGUGGGAUCUCGCGGGUGCGGGGCCGCUUGGAUCAAUAAAUGGUCUGAG
This is a messenger RNA of Sapajus apella (tufted capuchin), 2300 nucleotides long. It is a transcript of the gene CUNH11orf52, whose product is annotated as chromosome unknown C11orf52 homolog. Gene Ontology annotation, cellular component: extracellular exosome. The transcript is spliced from 4 exons. Bases 1123 to 1503 code for a protein of 126 amino acids. The record is from RefSeq and is a predicted model, not a curated record. NCBI's taxonomy places the organism in Eukaryota, Metazoa, Chordata, Mammalia, Primates, Cebidae.